This is a messenger RNA of Spodoptera littoralis (African cotton leafworm), 2172 nucleotides long. The record is from the annotation of a GenBank genome assembly. Lineage: Eukaryota; Metazoa; Arthropoda; Insecta; Lepidoptera; Noctuidae.
AUGGCAACUUUGCCUAGAAUGCACAAUUCUAAACCGGGGCCUGGUUUACCAUCUCCGUUUAGUACUAGCCCGCGGAAACUACAAGAGAUGGCGCUGCCUCCAUGUGAAGGGCACGAUGUCACUACUGCAAGCGGUAUCAGCAUGAAACAGUAUGAGGAACAACUGAAUGGCUUGAGAAAGGAAAACUUUCAUUUGAAGCUAAGGAUAUAUUUCCUUGAAGAAAAACUGGGUACUGGAUCGCCACCAGCUGUUCAAGGUCUUUUGGAACACAAUGUCAGGCUUCAAGUGGAAGUGGAGGAAUUGAGAAGGCAACUGACUGAUAAACAAGAGCUUCUAGCUGCGGCAGCUGAAGCCAUUGACGUCUUGGAGCAACAAGGCUCCAUAUCGACUGAUAGUGUGGAAAUAUCCAUGAAUAAUAGUAAUGUGAUAAAAAAAGAAGUGUCACAGGAUCAGGAACCCGAAAAGAAGGAAUUGGUUGAUGAUACGUGCGCGGAGUCUGAAUCGGCUGGGGAUUAUUUGGCUGUAACAGUAAACAAUGAUGAUUUGGAUGAACUUGUUAAACUACGCAGAGAGAACAAAAAAGCCUUGCAAAUGAUAAAAGGAUGUAUGAAAAAAAUUCAACAGCAAGACAGAGAAAUAAAGAAAAUUAAAUUGGACAAAGAAUUAGUCUACGCGCAUGUUAGCGAUUCGCAAUUAGAGAAAUAUGAAGAAAUUUUAAAAUGUAAAGAUGAACAUAUCAAGGAUUUGGAGAGCAAAGUCAGGGAUUUACAAAAGCAUUUCGAGAAAGUUCAAGAUGUUGACGCGGGAAAUCUUCAGCAGCUACUUACUAAACGACUGCAAGGAUUGGCUUAUUUCCUCGACAAACUUCUGUCGCACAAAUGUGUACUUGGCGAGGAUAAGAAGAAGUUGGCUGAAAGUAUACUAGAACAAAGUCUUGCCUUGCCUGUUGGUUUGGAAUUAGAUGAGUCAAUGGCACCAGAAGACUUCACAAUGGACGAGAGUAAUAUUGAUAUAUCACAGUCAUUGAGGAUUGAAGAUCUGACUAUGAUGUUUGGACACCACAUGGCUUGUAGCGAUGAUAACGCGAUGAAAUAUUCGGCCCAGAAAAAAGCUAUAAUGAAACAUUUUCCACAAGCAGACGUCAUUUCGGAAUCAGAAUGUUGGUCGGAGCCUGAUCGAAACGUAUCACUCGCUCGGGUUGGUCUGUGCGACACAGGUGUCGGCUUGCGCGAAACCAGUACCGACAAUAGCAAAGUACGGUCAAGACGCGCUCGAGUUUCUUAUGGUUCUCGAUCAGAAGACAAUAAACCAGUGUCCAGUGACACCUUGAUUGAAGAACUCAAUCUUCUUACUAAGAGAAGUGAGCACUUGGAGGAAGAGAACAAUGAUUUAAGUAAUAAAUUAGAAUUUACAAAAGAACAAAUAAAUGAUUUGAUUGCAGAGAACCACGAAUUAAAGGAAACGGUAACUUCACAAGAAUUAAGUUUGACUGAAGCUAAUAAAUCUAUAGAGGAGUUAAGAAAUACGGUCACGAGUUUGGAAUGUAAAAUUAAAGAUAUUGAGCAGAAGCUAUCAGACUCUGUGCUAUUAACUGAGAGACUGCGAUCGGAAAGACAAGAACUAGAAGCUACAUAUAUGGAGACAGAGCGUUCGCUGAGGCGUGCUGCAGAUGAGGCCACGGUCCAAGCCUCACAGGCGGCAUUAGAAAGAGCGCGCGCUCAACAUGACCGACUCCGUAUAGAAAGGGAACUAGAAGAGACACGUGAAAAACUUUCGAAUGCCUUAGAAAUAAAUUCUCAGCUCGAAAUUGAAGUAACACGCAAAAUGGCACUGGAUGCCAAUAAUAAAGUUGCCAUUGUACAAGAAGGACAACAUUCAGAAGAAGAACGACCUACUUCACCAGAUCAAGGAAUUGAUAGCGAUAGGUUGUCAAGCUUAGAACAAAACGAUCCCGUAGCACUUUCACCGCGUUCAUUGUAUGAAGAGAAUGUAACAUUAAAACAAAAGCUCGCGAGGACCAAGGCAACGCUCGCAGAAACAUUGAUGCAAUUGAAUGCAGCCAAUUUGCGCAAGAGAAGCGUUCAACGUGCUAUUUGUAGAGAGAUUCACAAGACUCAAGGAGUGUUGCGCAAAGCUCGUGACCAAUUUGAAAAUCAAUCGAAUAAUAAUUAA